Metopolophium dirhodum (rose-grain aphid) is the source of this 679-nucleotide messenger RNA. RefSeq lists its product as uncharacterized. The record is from RefSeq and is a predicted model, not a curated record. NCBI's taxonomy places the organism in Eukaryota, Metazoa, Arthropoda, Insecta, Hemiptera, Aphididae. The transcript has 6 exons. The coding region runs from base 53 to 679 and encodes 208 amino acids.
GUAGUUGUGUAAUCAUUUUAAUUAAAUUAAUACAUAUUGAUAUUUGAGAGAGAUGACUUCUAAAAGAUCUAAACAACUUCUAACAUUGGCAAAAAAUUUUAAUGAUGCCAAGCAACAGUCAACAUCAACCAUCACCAAAUUAACAUUGCGACGCAAUUUGAUGCAUUCAUUUAAUGUUGCUUUAAAUUCUGAUAUAAAUGACCAAAAUAACCAGCAUAACGAUUCAAACGACAAUAUGGAAGUUGAAAAUCAUACUGAUGUCAAUGAAAUUAGUUGUGUAAAUUCAAAAAUGAAUGUUCAAAAAUGGGUAAAUCAGUGUAACUUUUUUGAUGCCAACGAACACAAAAAUAAUAGUGUAAAUAUGAUAACAUUAAAUGGUGAAGAUUUUGAAAUAAUAGUACAAGAGACACCUGACUAUGACAAUGAUGUUAGUGUAGUAUUAGGAACACCAGAGCAUGUUUUUGAACCAGAUUUUGCUAUGAAUAUAGAAAGUGUUGAAAAUGUUGAAAGUCUUGGAAUAAUUGACAAUAUUGAAAAUUAUGUGAUGGGAAUGUUGAAAAUGUUAGUCAUAGCAGAAAAAAUAAAAUCAGCAAAAAGGGAGAUACCAGACUUUAUAGACAAAACAGGAAAGAAAAAAGAAAUUGUGGGGAGCAAUAUGUUACUAAUAAAGAAAAGCUAG